AUGUAUACGAAUUUCAAGAGGGUAACUUUUGUGGUUUACAGUUUCUUAAGUUUAUGUUAUGAAUAUCUUGGUGGAGAAAGUUGUAUCCUGUCAGAGAUUAGAGGUCGUGAAUUACCACGUUCAUGGGCGUUUUGCACAUGUUGCUUUUAUGGUCAAACGUAUACAAUAGAAUUCCUACGAUUCUGUAAACAGGCAACUCUACAAUUUUGUAUCAUUAAACCGUUAACAUCGAUUGCGACAAUUAUUUUACAAGCUAUUGGAGUUUAUAAACACGGAAUUUUCAGUGCUACAAAUGGUUAUUUAUAUGUAACAGUAGUGUACAACGCAUCUGCAUUUGUCGCACUAUACGCUUUAGUGUUAUUCUAUUUGGCUACGCGAAGUAUCCUACAACCUUUCGAUCCAGCGAUUAAAUUUGCUGUAGUGAAGUCUGUUGUAUUCUUGUGUUUCUGGCAAGGUGUGGUAUUAGCUAUCCUGGAAAAGGCUGAGGUACUGCCAGCUUUACCGAAUACAAAUGCUGGUACAGUUGCAGCUGGUAUACAAAAUUUCUUGAUUUGUUUAGAAAUGUUUGCGGCUUCAAUCGCUUUGAGAUUUGCAUUCCCCUCACAAUUAUAUUCUGAUGGUAUUGGCACAGGACCGACAACAUUUAGUGGCUAUGAUAGUCUAGGCGGAGGUGACGUGCUUCAUGAAACAAAGAAACGUGGAUUUUUACCAUCAUCUGAUUCCCUGCGUAGUCUACGGGAUACAUUUAAUCCUAAAGAUAUGCUGAAUGAUGCUAUUCACAAUUUUCACCCGAGUUAUCAAAAGUAUACACAACAACGUAAUCCAAAGGAUGAUUUCGAUGAUGAACCAACGGGUUCCUAUCAAGGUGAUGCGCUUACUGCUUAUAAAGAACAAGACAAUAGCAUACAAUCAACUGUACCUGCUCCACCGAUACCUCCACCAAUUCAGUCCCAUUGAGAGAUUGUUCCCAUCACAUUAUAUACACAGACAUACAGAGUGUGUGUGAAGAAUACGAGACGAAGCCAUGACUGACUGAUUGAUUCCUUCAUUUAUUUAUUUAUUCUUUUAUUCAUUUUUAUGUCUUUUGCGUUUUGUCUUUUCAUAUAUGUCCUUGUGUGUAUGUGUCUGUGGUGUGCGUUUGUGUCUAGUGCAUUUCUUGUUACCACCUCAUAUCUCCCUCUCCCUCUCUCUCUCUCGUUCUCCCCUUCCAAAUCCCCUGACCUAUGUAUCCAUCUAUCCAUCGUCAAUGAUUAUGAAAGAUUAUUAUUAUUAUUAUUAUUACUGUCAUCAGUAUCGUUAUCAUCAAGCAACAUAUUUUCAUGUUUAAGAUUUUCUUCAGAUAAGCUAAUUUUUACUAUCGUCAUCCUUAUCACUGACAUCAUCAACAUCGAUAUCAUCAUCGCUGUCAUCAACAUCGUCAUUGAUAUUUCAGCAGUAUUCUUUGAUUUCUAUUUCUUUUAGCUUUCAGAUUUCACCUGUUUAUGUUGUGUUUCUGGUGUGUGUGUGUGUGUGUGUGUGUGUGUACAUGUCAGUGUGUUGACCUCCUAUCUUAAUUACUUUUAUUCUUCUGUGCAUUUGAUACGCUUAGGUGGUAAUAUGAUCAAAUAUUUACAAACUACUGUAUAGAUUAUUGUUACUGAGGUCUCAUUCAAUCACAGUUUCAAAAGGCUUUUAGGUAUAUGUGUAUAUUUGUGUUUGUUUCUGUGUGUGUGUUUGUGUGUGUGCGUGUGCUCGUGAACUACAGUAACACAGUACUCUAUAGCUUCUUCUCCAUCCCUUAUCCAUUGUCUCGUUGUGAUCUAGUCUUGAGAUAUUGAGACAUUUCCUAAGGGGAUAAAUAAUCCAUAUAUUGAUUCAUUCUGAUCCAUUCAUCAUCAUCAUCAACAACAACAACGACAACAAAAAGAGGUAGGUUGACAAUUUCACAUCUUUCACACUCCCUCUACAAUUGAUCUUUUACCUUGUUGUUGUCGUUAUCGUUGUUGCUGUUGGUUCUAUUUCCGU
Molecule: messenger RNA, 2004 nt
Organism: Trichobilharzia szidati
Lineage: Eukaryota; Metazoa; Platyhelminthes; Trematoda; Strigeidida; Schistosomatidae
Source: the annotation of a GenBank genome assembly